Thelazia callipaeda (thelaziosis nematode) is the source of this 348-nucleotide messenger RNA. The record is from the annotation of a GenBank genome assembly. NCBI's taxonomy places the organism in Eukaryota, Metazoa, Nematoda, Chromadorea, Rhabditida, Thelaziidae.
AUGUUUAGGAUUGGCAGAAAGAUUCAUACGUGUAUUGCUCGGCAUGGCCCUGUAAGGGAUCAGAUUGUGCAAAGACUCCAAAAAGAGUUUAAGCCCACUCACUUGGCAGUCGAAUGUGAAAGCCAAAAUCACGCUGGUGAUCGCAGUGAAGAGAGGCAUUUUUAUGUGCAGAUUGUUUCUCAACACUUUGAAGGAUUACGAACUUUACAGAUGCAUCGUCUUGUUAACGACUGCUUGAAAGAAGAGCUUGCUGGACCGGUGCACGCUCUUCGAAUAGAUGCAUACGCUGCAUCACAGUUCUCUAAUAAUGCACCAACAGAUCCUCCUAAAUGCGCUUCUCGUACGUAA